Nymphaea colorata (pocket water lily) is the source of this 1916-nucleotide messenger RNA. RefSeq lists its product as uncharacterized. NCBI's taxonomy places the organism in Eukaryota, Viridiplantae, Streptophyta, Magnoliopsida, Nymphaeales, Nymphaeaceae. The record is from RefSeq and is a predicted model, not a curated record. The transcript is spliced from 2 exons. Bases 179 to 1213 code for a protein of 344 amino acids. Gene Ontology annotation, cellular component: plasma membrane. Gene Ontology annotation, molecular function: kinase inhibitor activity.
GAGAAAGAUGUCCGAGCUGCUUAAAUUAGGUGGGAGAGAGACCCCGUUAAGGAGUCGGUUCCUCCUUAGCUCUCUCCCCCCUGUGCUCUCUGUGACUGAGCCCAACGUACUUCACCGCGAAAGAGAAAAAAGAGAAGAAGCUCCCCCAUCCAUAGCCUUUCUCAAAAUUCUUCUGUAAAUGGGAGCCUCAAAAUCAACAAGAGAGUCUGGAGUUGGUGAAGAGAGAUUCUCCUUGAGUUGCUUCGACCUCGACUCCGCUCUCAACAACUCCCUCGACGCACCCGACUCCUACAUCGAGAUCGACCUCUCCUCCUCGGAGUCGGCCGCCUGCGACGCCGACGUCGAUGCCGAAUUCGAGUUCCGUGUUUCCUUCUCCUCCCCGCUGAGCGGAUAUCCCCGCCAGAUCCCAGCCGACAUGCUCUUCAACAACGGCCAGCUCCUCCCGCUCCACUGCGUCACCUCGUCUUCGGCUAAGAACACGGCUUUCCCUAGUCCAGGCCAAGGGGUCUCGACGCCUGGAAGCAACUCCACAGGAGCGGGCAUUCCGAAGGAGCGUUCCUGCUCGGAGGUCAGUUCAUGUUCUGAUCACCAGAGCAUCCACGAGGCGAAGAGACACGCGACGAGAUGGAAGCUGUUGAGCUUCAGGAAAUCGAGCUCCAAGGUGGGAGCCGAGAACGAGCAGAGUCGAAAAGCUAUCGGCAAGCCAGCCGAUGAUGGCGAGUUGAUGGCUGAUAGGGUGCAAUGUCAGAACGUGGGGAGGAGUGCGGCGGAUCAUGCGAAAGGGGUAAGGAAGCUGCUGGUGAAACUGAGGCCCAGAGAGGUGGGAGAGUUGGGAUGGGUGCAGAAGCAGCAGGGGAGCAGCCCCUUCUACCACGAAACCCCCAGGAAAGUAGACAAGAGGAUGAGGAGAGCCAAGGAGAUGUUGGAUAGGUACUGGAGGAUCGUGAAUCCCUUCAAGGGGAACCGCCUGGCGGAGGAGGCAGAGAGCUACGAGGGGAGGGUCUUUGCCGCGGCCGCCAGCUUCGGGGCAAGCUGCAGGGACACUGGGAUCCGGAGCUGCCCGACGUCGCUGGGGUCGUCGCCCAUCCACCGGAGGAUGAACAGCUUCGUCUGUGCCAGCAGAGAGUUGAGCGUGCGGGAGAGGGACUGCUCUUUGCAAGCGGCCAUUGCCCACUGUAAAAAAUCUUUCGGUGUAGCCGAUGGUGGUAAAUAAGACGACUUCAGGACGUCAGGAACCAGAGAAGGAAAAAAAAAAAAGCAUAAAAUUUCCUCUUUCUCUUUCUCUCCUUACCUUUUCCGAGACCAGAUCUCUUCCCGAAUUCACCAGAAAUCGUCAACUACAGAGUGCGGAUUUUGACAUGCGCAGCGAAGAAAUGAUCGUUCCGGAUUUUGAGAACGAGUGGUGGGGCAGGCCCCGGAUGGGGCUGGACAGAUUCCCCACCUAGUGGCGUAUCAAGGUGGGACGGAGGACAUUGUGGUCGUAUGAAUUUAGGAGGGUGCCCCCAUUGCAGCCUUCAACGUCCCUUGGACCCUUACAACGAUAAUCACGGCCGACGUCAUUGCACGGGAAAACUCCUGUCCGAAGAUCUUGGGGUGGGGAGUACGUGUCGGCCUUCAUACCCUCGCAAAGUUCAGUCUCCUUAUGUCGGACUGUGUAUGAUAAGUCCUUCAAAUCCAAAUUGCUGCUCAACCACUGACAUGAAAACUGCGCCCUGCGGGAGAUGUAGGGAUGGCAGUCUCCAUUUUUGCCGUCACCGGAAACUCCGUGGUGCCCCUUCGAUUGACGAAAAAAUGGAUGGUGGUGUUUGAAUUUCUGUAAUUGAUGAAAAAAAACCAAGUGUAUAUUAAAAAACCUACUUUUUCCAAAGCCUUUAAUCAUUUCUUUUGCGCGAGCAAAGAAUCGGGACGCAGACAUG